AGUGACAGUUCGAGUAAAAAAAAAAACGCGUCCAAAAAAUUCUUUCGGCGUUUUUAUAAAGAAAAUCGAGUUUAUUUAAUAAAAUAAGGUGUUUAUUUUAUAGGAAUUGGUAAAUAAUCAUUCUGUCUACCAUUUCCUUUGAAAAUCUUGUAAAUUUGGUUCAUUUUGGGUUUUCCUGCAUGAUUGUAGUGCUGUACCAUUGAGGAACAGAAGGGAGCACAUUCCCGUAAAGUUUUUGAGGAUUUCCUCCUUUUAUUGAACUUUGUGGGAAUUCUAACCUCAAAAAUUGGUUGGAAUGGCUAAAUUUCGCGCCAGGGCAAAAUCCCUGUACGUGGAUCCCAGGGAAAGGGAAGAAUUAGAGCGAGAAUUUGAAGUGGAAACACCCGUGGAGGAGCUUGAAGUUCCGGAUGAUGCUCUUGAGGAGGACACAAAGGAGAAGCACAUAAGAUUGCUGGAUGGCCUUCUAAGUGUCCUUCCGGAAGUGGAUCAUGUCUCCCACAAACAGCGCCUCAACUGGAUCAAAUGGCAGGAACUUCCCAACAGUGAUUUCAAGCCGGAUGAGAUGAAGAAGGAAGUGGAGUCAAUUAUAAAGCGUGUCCGGACAUUCAGGAAUCUCCGUGAGAUGAUUUCUGAUGCCAUUGAAGCUCUCAUGGGUGGCGGAUUCCACUGUACGGCGAUGAUGAAGGGCAAAACGAAUGGAUAUUUGCUCUUCCGCAGAGAAGUUUGGGAGAAGAUAAAGAAAAAGAAUCCAAAUGCUUCUCAUCAAGAUAAGACGAGAUUGGUGAAGGAGGAAUACUACAAACUCACUCCGGAAGAACGCUUGCACUACUCAACAUUGGCAAAGAAGCAGAAUAUUGAGAAGUUCGGCGAGAAAGCUCUGGCACGGCCAACAAAGCGCAAAAGCAAUAACAAUGAAGGAAGAACUCCAUAUAGGUACCUCGUGAAGGGUGGGGAGGGAGGCUAUCCAGAGCCUGAGACUCCAUUUGAUCUGUACGCACAGAAACAGACACUAAAGGGUAGCAUGGAGACGCUGAAUGAGCUGCAGACGAAAUGGAAUGCUCUGGGGAGUAAGUCAAAGGUCAAGUACAUCCUCAAAGCAAUGCGAUUGGCCAAGGGCACGGGGAAGCUUGUUGUGUCGAAUGUGGAGCGAAAGAUUCUCGAUGAAUUCGAGGGAAAGCCCAAGAAUCCCCUCACGGCGUACGCAGCAUUCGUGAAGGAGAACAAAUGCAAGAAUUUCUCUGAAGUUGCAGAAGAAUGGCGCAAGAUGCCGCAGGAGGAGAAGGACAAACGGAUAGCCCAAUGGCAUAAGAACCUUAAACAGUACAAAGCGGAUUUGAAGGAGUUCACGGAGUCCCUUUCAGCUGAACGCCGGGAGCUCGAGGAGGAAGAUAAGAAGCUCCGGAAGAAGCUCAGGAAGACCCUAACAAGGAGAACGACAAAAGCAAAGAAUACCAGCGCAUCAGCAAAUGUCUCAGACAGCGAAGACGAUGAGGAAAUGCAGCUUUCGCCGAAGAAGAAAGUUUCCCCGCCUGCAAGGAAAAAUCUUUCUCCACAGAAGAAAUUUCCCAUAAAAGUUGAACGUCUCCCUUCUCCGGCAAAGACGGCAAUUUCCCUCGAAGAGCCCUCUCCGAAGAAAAAGAGGAAAUCACCAUCAUUGGAGUCUCAGGAAGAGAGUACGGAAGCAGAGGAGCCACCGCCGAAGAGGAAGAAGGACAAGAAGAAAGCUCAGAAGGAAGAGGAAAGUGUAGCUCCGGUUCAAUCUCCAGUUAAAUUUGAGAAUUUCAUCCCACCACAAUCAUCCACUCAGGCCUCAAUUUCCCAUCGAGAUGCCCAGGGGAAGAAGAAAAAGAAGCAGAGAGGAGAUGAAUCGGGUACGGAGUGGAGCAGUGCGAGCUUCAGCGAAGACCCCCAAUCGGAAUUUGUAUCACCCAAGAAGAAGAAGAAAAAGAUGAAGCAACACAGUCAAGAGGAUCCUCCUUCCCAGGCAGGAAGUUCCCAGGAAGGAUCACCGAAGAAGAGGAAGAAGAUCAAGCAGGAGCCUGAAAGUGACAUUGAGAGGAAGGAAAGUUCACCAAAUAUUCUCUCGUGUAUGGAGGAAUCAACGCAGGAAGAGGAGGAGGAAUCGUGGAUGGUUAAUGGUGAACCGAAGGCGAAGAAGAAGAAAAAGAAAAAGAGCCAGGAUCCCAAUGAAUCCCCAAAGAAGCCACCAAAACGAACACCUCAAACAACGUACGAUUAUUUCCGGGAAUACGUGUAUAAAGGGCCCGAGAACAAGCUAGAUAAGGCCUGGGAGAAGAUUACAAAGCAGGAGAAGAAGGGCUAUCUUGAUAAGAUUAGAGAACUUAAUACAAAAUACAUGGAAGACUUGGAGCAAUAUCUUCAGACUCUUGAUUCAAAGGAAAUGAACAAAUUCACAAACAGGAAGGAAUGGAGGGGCAAUUAGGAUCCUUUCGCGGGGCAUGUAAGUUCUUCAUUCACUGCAAUGUUCUGUCUGUAUAAAAAUAGGAAUAUUUUUAAAUAAAAGAUGAAUUUAUAUAAAAAGAA
Messenger RNA from Lutzomyia longipalpis, 2544 nucleotides. Its product is annotated as muscle M-line assembly protein unc-89-like. The transcript has 7 exons. The record is from RefSeq and is a predicted model, not a curated record. Bases 296 to 2443 code for a protein of 715 amino acids. Lineage: Eukaryota; Metazoa; Arthropoda; Insecta; Diptera; Psychodidae.